GUGCAACGCCGCGGCUGCGUUCCUCAAGCUCGGAAUGUACGAGAUGGCGGAAGAGGCGGCGACGUCCGCGCUCAAGUUCGAUCCGGGCUGGACAAAGGCGAGGUACAGGCGCGGGCUCGCGAGGAAGGGGAUGGAGGAUUACGCCGCCGCUAUGAUGGAUUUCCACGUAGUGCUGAAGCUCGAUCCGUCGUGCGCAGAUGCUCAGAAGGAACACGAUAUUGUGGCCGACUUGUGCAUGGGAGAUUGGGACCAUGAUGCGGAUUAUAUAUAUCCCCCGCCUGACGAGCACCUGUGGCAGAACUGGGAAGAAGGCUCGGACUCGAGCGACUUCAACCACGAGGGAAGUAAUAUUCCCUGCAGGUGGUACAAUCGCGACGGGUGCAAGAAGGGGAGGGAGUGUCCAUACUCGCACGCGCCUGACGCGAAAAGCGUGAGGGAUAAGCUCGGUCGCAACGUCUGCGUGUUCCACGUCAUGAACAAGUGCAAGUUCGGAGAGACGCGAUGCGUGUACUCGCAUGAUCUGCGGUACCUCCCCGACUCGUGGGCGGCGUUCAUCAAGGAUAAAGGUCGGGUAAGGGAUUUCUGGGAGCUGUACUUGGAGUAUCAGAGGGUUCCAGACGGGACGUUCGCGCCGUGGGCCGAGCCGAAGCGCGAACAGUGGCUCCCGGAGUACUGCAGGCGGUCGGUCGAGGAGAUCCCGGACGAUAUUAGUGCGCUCUGGAGGACCAAGCAAAAGGGUCAAAGGAGGAAAGGUGCGAAGGACAAAGGGAAGAGGCAAGGUAAAGGCAAAGGUAAAGGGAGAGGCAAAGAUACAGGAGGUUGGGAGGAAUUCCUGAGGAAGGCUUAUUGGGACCACGAGCUGGAGCGGGAGGCUGCAGAGAGAGCCGACAAUUACGGAUUCACACGGGCAGAGGUCGACGACCUCUUAUGCCAAGGGGUUAAGCCGUGGGACGAAGACGCAUGGGACGUGAUGCAGGUCUUGAAUGGGGACUUCUUCUAGUCCAGCACAUUUAUUGACGCACAUUGUUACUGUUGAGCCGGUCACCGGGGCGCUGUAUUUUCAGAGAUUUCUUGGUUUACUACUUGUUGCUUGCUCAUGUUUCGGAUUCGCUCCCUGGAAUGAAGUCGUCCGC
This is a messenger RNA of Gloeophyllum trabeum ATCC 11539, 1133 nucleotides long. RefSeq lists its product as uncharacterized. The coding region runs from base 35 to 1000 and encodes 321 amino acids. Gene Ontology annotation, cellular component: mitochondrion; cytosol. The transcript has 5 exons. Lineage: Eukaryota; Fungi; Basidiomycota; Agaricomycetes; Gloeophyllales; Gloeophyllaceae. Gene Ontology annotation, molecular function: metal ion binding; heat shock protein binding. The record is from RefSeq and is a predicted model, not a curated record.